Messenger RNA from Drosophila grimshawi, 994 nucleotides. Its product is annotated as complement component 1 Q subcomponent-binding protein, mitochondrial. The transcript has a single exon. The coding region runs from base 102 to 917 and encodes 271 amino acids. The record is from RefSeq and is a predicted model, not a curated record. Lineage: Eukaryota; Metazoa; Arthropoda; Insecta; Diptera; Drosophilidae. Gene Ontology annotation, biological process: cytosolic ribosome assembly. Gene Ontology annotation, cellular component: mitochondrial matrix.
UUGUCUGACGAUAGAACUGUAACAACAAAAUUAUCUAACUUUUGUCAGAGAAAAGUACUUUUCUGUUUUAAGGAAAACAAUUGUAAUAUUUUUGUGUAAAAAUGUCGAACGUUCUGAAGAUAUUUCGAUUGAGUCAUAGCGUGUUGGCCAAUAGCCGUUUAGCCCAGAUGCAACGCUCAAUUUCGAUUGCUGCACAUCAAAUGCAAAAUCUUAAAGGUGAAGCCCUGCAGAAGACAUUGCCACAAGAAGAGGAGAACCUAACUCCAAUUGAAUUAACACCAUCACAACGCAAUUUGGUCGAGUUUGUUACGGGCGAAAUCGUGGAAGAGCGUCGCGUGCAAUUGCAUAUGGAAUCGCCAUGCAUUAUCGAUGAUUUUACCGGAUAUUUCACUGGUUCCAAAGUCGAGCUCAUUAAGGAGUCGCCCGGCGAGCGUAUUAACAUAUUUUUCAAUGUCAGCAAGAGUGUGCCACGCCGCAAUGAUGAGACGGGCGAGCUGGCACCAGUGCGCAGCGUUCCCAAAUUUGAGGUGCUGAUCAAAAGAAAUGAUUUGCUGCUAUCCAUAUUUUGUGUAUUCAAGCCAUCCGCUUUUGAAAAUUUGGAUAUGGAUUUGGAGUUGGAUGCAUUGGAUCAGCAAGCACAAGAGAACUAUGUAUAUGAGAUACAGGACCUAUCCCUGUAUAAUAAAGGAUGGAACGACAGCUGCUUUACCAUUGACGCAUCCCUCAUCGAUGACAAUCUGCAAAUUUUGAUCCUUGAGAUGCUUGAAGAGAAGGGCAUCACCCAUGAGUUUGCCAGAAAACUAUCCGACAUGGCAACUGCGCGCGAGCAUGCCUUGUACAUUGAGUUCUUGGAAAAUCUGUCCAAGUUCACUGUGGGCAUACCCAAGCCAAUAAAGAAAGCUGCAAACAAAGCAUAAUAACAAAUACACAAUAUAUACAUAUUAUAUAUUAAAUGCGUUCUAAAUAAAUGCACAUGUGAUUCGAGCAAACGUAA